Messenger RNA from Trichobilharzia regenti, 3646 nucleotides. The record is from the annotation of a GenBank genome assembly. Lineage: Eukaryota; Metazoa; Platyhelminthes; Trematoda; Strigeidida; Schistosomatidae.
GUUUGUUUGUACACACACUAGUUACAGACCUUGAGAGUCGCGGCGUUGCGCAAUUGUCGUGUUUUGAUUUCAGCUAUGGAGUUUUCUAUCCCAGUUGAACAGAUCGGUUCGGAACACCAAAAAAUUCCAGCACUACUUAUUCGAAUUGACAAGACUUCGUGUACGAUAAAAUAUACUCAAAGGUUAGUCAUUCGCCAGAUUGGCUUUGCGAAUGCAGUAGCUUUACAGUUGUAGCUGAAAUUCCCCAAACUUUUCUUGAAAACCGGCACUCUUUUAAGCAAUACGGAUGGUGCUCUUUUGCACAACUAAAUAUUAUGUCAACAUGUGGAUAUAAAGGCUAUUGGCUUCAUGACGUUAAAGUUUCUGAUUUAGUUGAUUUGUUUGAAAAGAUCCAAGUAAAAUUUGUCAGAAGUAUUUGCCUCGUUUCAGCACAUCGCUAUUCACCAGAGUUUGUUUUUUCACCUGACCUAACACUUGCGUCAUGACAGAUGGCAAAUGUUCUACGCUGGUACUCCGAAAGUUCGUUCUGAACAUAGCACUGUGCUGAUUUGAUUCGUUUUAAAGCAAAUCAACAAAAUUAAUUCAAGCUGUUGUCAUUAAGUUUGUGACGUAUCUUAAGAACGACAUGUAAGAAAGUACUUUUUUGAUGAGGACAAACCAGAAGAUGAAUGAGAGUCACAAUUCGUCGGUGUGUAAGGCUGCAUUCAUUCAAGUCUUAUCAUUACCCAGUUCACUAUCGUUCAUUUUAAUUAUCAACAACUUCCAGCACUUAUUCAAGCAACGUAACCAUUCAGCUGUUUUUUGUGGUGUUGACUUUCAUACGCCUAUAAAAGUUGGCUUAUCUGAGUUGCAGCUAUCUCCCAAUGCGUUUUCCACUAAUGAAGAACAAACUGCCCUGUCCGGCUCAAUGCAAAAUGGUGGUUCAGCGAAUCAGUCCUUUUCACCUCGGGACCCUAUCGAGGUUUGGCUUGACUCCGGUUCUACUCAGAAGAAAAAGAACGUAACGGAUUCAGAAACAAGUGAUUCCUUAGAGACAGUGUCCAACGGGCCACCUGGAGCAUGGUGGCCUGGCCGUGUUCUUACGAUACAAGGUGGUUUCGCCCAUGUAGAGGUUGCUGCCCCAUUGCAAGAAUUUACAGGGUGGAGGAUAAGCCGACUGCACAUGCGAUACCUCACUUGAUUGGAGUUAGUUCUGUCUUGCCUUACCGUUCUACCCUUGUAAAAGUUGAAGAAAUCCGAAUUCCUUGGAAUGGUAAGACCUCUGCUGAUCGGUCGCAAGGUAACAAUUUGGCGACAAGUCUCCUCAAGGACGGUUCAACCGAACCAACUAAUUUACUGGCACCUGGUAUUCUUCACCGUCACAGUAUUUGUAUUCCGGCUUAUUUGUCCCGAGUAGCAACUACUCCGGAAUCGCAUGCGACUAUAGCCAAAUUUUGUGGCGCCCCAUGUCUUAUUCAGUCUGACUCUGAACCAUUCCUCCCGGGCACAUUUGCAAAAUCGAUAUUAGGCGAAGAAGGAUGUAAUGAAUCUGGGCAAAACACUCCAGCUCAUGGUGAUUCAGGAUCAGUAAGCCCAUCACUGUGCCUAUCUACAUACACGUGGCCUUCACCCCCCUUAAUAUCUCAAUCAGCCAUUAUGAAUAUUCCGCAUAUCGCAGGUACAUUGAGUCCGGCUGGCAUAACUGACCCAAAUAUCUUGUUGACCGGUUUGCCUGGAGCUAACGGACCACUUGUACUGUUACAUAUUUGGUCUGGUUCUGCCGAAGCUAUUCGACGUGCAACUUUCUUGGAAUUAGGUCAUGUUCGUUUAUUAGCUGUCAGAUACCAUUUGCUUCGAAACCUGUCUAAAGGAGAGACAGGAGAAUUGGAAUUAUCCAACACUGCUGAUUUUGAUGCAGAAAAUGGUGAUACACCAGUAAUGCACUGCAAGCCCAUAAGUAUGCCAGCUUCUGCUUCAAACGAUAAACAAUCGUCUAGAGGAAUGAUUAUUGGGUAUCAAUGCCGUUUCCGCAUUUUACCACAUCUUAUCGGUCUCGCAAUUGGCCACCGUGGUGCAACUAUUCAAGAGGCUCGAGCAAUACCUGGGGUUCGUGUAGUAGAUCUUCUUUACGAUGGAAUAGUGCAUGUCGAGGCUGAGACAAUCGACGCUUGUCACUCUGUCCGAAACCUGCUAGAUUUUACAGAAGUUGAAAUUCCCGUUCAACCACGAUUAGCAAGUCGACUUAUUGGAUCCAAAGGGAUGAAUAUUCGUAAGUUAGCAGAAGCUGCAGGUGUUCGUCGAGCUGAAUUGUUGGAUCCUGUUACCAGAAAACGUAGACAUAUGGCACAACGUCGGAAUCAAUUAGCAACCCUUGUUGAAAAGAAUCAGACAAGUUCUGUGACGGAUGAUAAGGCAAAUGAAGAAACUUCAAACGGUGAAGGAAUGAACAACGGUAAUGAUAAAGUUACUGUCAACUUAGAUGUCUGCUUGGAAGGCAACAAAGACUCCGAUGAAGUCGUUGAUCUGCCUCCUGCUUUUUCGCUUGUUGGUACACGUUCAUCUGUCGCAAAAAUGCGUUUGCUUCUGGAAUUUCAAGCGGAUAAUUGGAAUGAAUUAGAUGAAUUAGAGGAAACUCGAAGGACGUUAUUUAGUCAGUUACGUCAAACUACUCAAAUGACCAACAAGGCGGAUUCCCUUUCCCCUGGACGCUCCUCCAAUGGCAGGUCCAUCAGAGGCGGAAAUUUUGGUAGAAACAGACCGAUGGGUCGUGGUGGCCGUCUACCAGACAAUUCAAUUCCCGAUCAGUCCACGGAUAAUACAGAAAUGUCUCGUCCGCCUAAUUCACGCGGACAGCGUCCACGUGGCAGAAGCACUCAUCAGUUUGAUGUACCUAAUGGUUCUGUGAGGAAUCGUCCACACCCCAACAACGAUGUACAAGAUAGCUAUUCCAAUGGUGUAAUGUCAACUGGUGAUCAUGAAAAACAUCAGAGUGAACCGGGUCAUGGUAAUUUUGAAAAGAAUUCUGAUCAGGUAUCAAGACAAGGCUCUGGUAUCCCCAGACGUGGGCAAACUCGUAAUAAAACAAGAGCAAGUUAGAUAUUUGAAGAAAAGUCGAAACUCGUUACUGUGUUCUACUCCGGUUUUAUUCUACAAUUUGUGUUGCAUAAAGGGACUAUGUUUUAGGUUAUAUUGUGCUUUUUUAAAGUUGUUUUUUUGCAAAAAUUAUUGAUCAGUAAAAAACACUGUGUAGAUUGUCUUCCUUCUCUUAGCAUGAAUGUGCUUUCAUUUUCGCAUUGUUUUAUUUUCAAUGGUGAUAGACACCAAAGUUUCAGAUUUUUGCUUAGUCUUCAAAGUGCAUUUACACACAAGCCACAUUUGUGUAAUUAGACGCCACUUUCUGUUUCUUUAUGACAACCUCACACUUUUAAAAUUGGACGUUUCAAUUAAUAUAACAAUGGCAUGCUGCCCCCUUUUAAAACAUCCUCGGGUAUAUUUUUCCUGAUGAAAUAAGACUACUGUUUAAAUUUUUUUCGUGUGUGUGUUUUGUCUUUUGAUUUCAAAAUGUCAUGGGCUAUCCUUUAACUCAGGUUUAAGUUCUCAGGCAGUAUUGAUUGAGACACAAGCGUAUCUCACUCUGUAAGUGAAUAAAAUCAUUUGUUUCUGUGUA